GCUUUAAGGGUCAGGCUUUGAAGCCCUUUUGGGGAUUCCUCCUGUCUCGUUUUUGAAGCAGCUCUGAGAAAAUUAUGGAGUAUGUAAGUUACUCUCGAGUGUGGCCGAUCUGUGUAGUAAUAGGAAUAGUUCUAGCUGACUACCGCACUGUGUUGUGUUUGUCGGGGGCGUGUGGUUAUGUAAUGCCUCUCAGGGGGAGCAGAUUAAAUUGCAAUUUUGUCAAGUCGUUAUAGAAAGUGUAGGAGAAAGAGGAGUCUGGUGACUCAGUCUCCCUUGUGCAACUUGUCAGUGGAGCAGUACCUGGUUUUCCAUUGGGGUGGCAGCUGCUGGUAUAUUUUACUAAUAAUAUGCAUGUUUGUGUAAAUAUGCCUAUAUUGUGGGGGUUUUUUGUUUACUUAUGUUGUAAGUUGCUUGGAGAUCUUCUUUCGUAAUGAGUGACUAACCAAUUUAAUUACCAUGGCCCUGUUUUUUUAAAGAGAAGUGGGAGAGGAGGGGUUUAAAUAUGCUCUCUGUUCCUGGUUUUUUUUUUUUAAAAAAAAUUCAUUUGUAUUAGAUUUUACAAGCAAACAAAAAAAGUUUAUAACAAUACCAAAUCCAUAUCCAUUUAAAGAGAUUUCUCUGAAUCUCACAACUUCCCCUCCAACCCUUCCUUGGGUCCUAGUGUGAACAUUUUCAAAAACAUAUUAUUUUGUGAUCUAUUUUUUGUAUUUAUCCAUAUUAUCCAUAAUACCUGUUACAUUACAAGUGAUAUUAAAUUCUAAUAAUAAAUAAAUAAUAAUAAAUUAAAGUCCUGCUAAUAUUUUCAUCUGUUUACAGUGGUCUCCUAAGUAAAUUAUAAAUUUCCCCCAAUUAUUUUUUUUUAAAGUUUUUGUCUUCUUGGUUCCUGAGUUUCCCAGUCAGCUUUGCCAUUUUGGCAUAGUCCCAUCAGCUUAGUCUGCCAUUCCUCUUUGGUAGGGACUCUUUCUUCUUUUCAUCUCUGGGCUAGUAGCACCCGUUCCUGUUUUUGAAAAUGCAAUUUUUUAAAAGAAGAAAUUAAGCCAUCUGUGUUAUACCAAAUGAUCAGCUGUUAAGGUUUGCAAGUGCACCAGCCAGCUGACUGGCGUCAUCAGUCAGCUGAUUGACAGUGCAGAUUUGCUUUUGGCUGAGUUCUGCUUUUACCUGCCCUACAACAGAGAGAGACAGAGGGGGGGGAGGGUAAUAUAUAUAAAACAGUAGAUAGGUCUGCGGAAAGUAGUGGCAGAUAACCAUGGCAGGAACUCUCCUCUGUUUGGAUGAUAUGUUGAACUGGCUCUGCUCAUUAUCAAUGCCAUGAUGUUUGACCCCCUAGAUGUUGCCGAACUACAACUCCCAUCAGCCCCAGGCAGCAUAGCCAGUGGGCAGGGAUCAUGGGAGUUGUCCAUCAAAACCCAUUAUUAUGGUAAGGUAAAGGGACCCCUGACCAUUAGGUCUAGUCGUGACUGACUCUGGGGUUGCGGUGCUCAUAUCGCUUUAUUGGCCGAGGGAGCCGGCAUACAGCUUCCGGGUCAUGUGGCCAGCAUGACUAAGCCGCUUCUGGCGAACCAGAGCAGUGCACGGAAACGCAGUUUACCUUCUCGCCAGAGCAGUACCUACCUUCCGACCUUUUGAUUGGCAAGUCCUAGGCUCUGUGGUUUAACCCACAGCGCCCCCUGCAUUACGGUACUUGUAUUCAAAGAAUGGGCAUUCAACUGUCCUAGAACAUUUUCUCUUUUUUUGUAGAUAAUUUUUAUUAAUUUUCAUUUAAUAUUCCAAUUUGUAUCAAAUCUUGCCACAUCAUAAUAUAAACAAAUAAUGUAAACCAAUUAUACAUUCCAAAUUAAAAGAAUUUCGGGACUUCCCAUGUUCUGGAUGUCUGGAGAAAGUCUCUUACAGUUGUUCCUGCGUUUAUCUCUCUCGUUUUUCCCCAAUUUCAUAAGUCCGAUCUUAACCCAUUGUUUAGUCUUCACAGUCCUGGUGUAUGACUCUACCGUGUCCAACAAAUCCAUCUUUCUUUUAGCAUGCAGGAGGCAGUUUAUUCUGUGUUCAUAUCCUUUAACUGAUUUUUAGUGUAGUCAUCUCAGUCUUUCAUGUCACCAUUUUAUCUUCCAGGCUCUGGGCUCUGUUCCAACUCUCUCAACGCACGCCAACUCUCCUUGUCUUGAUUUAUGGCAUUUAUGGCGCAGCAGUCUUUCAGUCUUUCAAUGAGUUAAUUUACCUUUACCUUUUUAUUCCAAUUGCAGUGGUACCUUGGGUUACAGACGCUUCAGGUUACAGACUCCGCUAACCCGGAAAUAGUACCUCAGCUUAAGAACUUUACCUCAGGAUGAGAACAGAAAUCGUGCUGCAGCAGCAGGAAGCCCCAUUAGCUAAAGUGGUGCUUCAGGUUAAGAACAGUUUUAGGUUAAGAACGGACCUCCAGAACGAAUUAAGUUCUUAACCUGAGGUACCACUGUAUAAGUCUUUCAUAGUGUCCAACUUAAUGUUCCAAGUUAGCGUUCCAAAUGUGGAUCUCUGUAGAAAAGCUUUUCAACCCAGAACAUUUUCAGACCACAAUGCGAUAGUAUUUACAUGGAGAAAGGACAGAUGAACAUCAUUUCGAUGGAGCCUUAAAAAAAAGUAGUGGGAAAGGGCUAGCUAAAAUUAAAAGAUGACUUUGAAUUUUGAAAACCAAGAAACAGAUAUUAAGAUAGUGUGGGAUGCUGGAAAAGCAGUGAUGAGAGGAUUUCCCUUCCAGUGGAAUUCACUUUUUAAGAAGCAGAAGAAGUUGAAAAAUAAAGAGACCAUGUUGGGAAUAGCUCAGAAAGAAAGGGAACUUACAAAUUUUUUAAAAGGUGAAAUUGUACAAACCAUCAAAAUGUUGCGAAAAUUAUCUAUGUCGGAGCAGAAGCCGAAAUAUUUAAAGCAGAGGUCAGCAAACAUUUUCAACAGGGGGCCAGUCCACUCUCCCUCAGACCUUGCGGGGGGGCGGACUAUAUUUUUUUGGGGGGGGGGGAAUGAAGAAAUUCCUCUGCCCCACAAAUAACCCAGAGAUGCAUUUUAAAUAAAAGCACACAUUCUACUCAUGUAAAAACACACUGAUUUCCGGACUGUCUGCGGGCCGGAUUGAGAAGGUGAUUGGGCUGGAUCUGGCCCCCGGGCCUUAGUUUAGCUACCCAUGAUUUAAAGCAAUGAGCUUUUGAAUUUGCAAACAAACCAGGCAUGGAAACUUAAAAACAAGAGGGAAAACAAUUUUAUAAUUAAAGUAAGGUAAAGGUAAAGGGACCCCUGACCAUUAGGUCCAGUCGUGGCCGACUCUGGGGUUGCGGCACUCAUCUCGCUUUAUUGGUCGAGGGAGCCGGCGUACAGCUUCCGGGUCAUGUGGCCAGCAUGACUAAGCCGCUUCUGGCAAACCAGAGCAGCGCACGGAAACGCCGUUUACCUUCCCGCCGGAGCGGUACCUAUUUAUCUACUUGCACUUUGACGUCCUUUCAAAUUGCUAGGUUGGCAGGAGCAGGGACCGAGCAACGGGAGCUCACCCCGUCGCGGGGAUUCGAACCGCCCACCUUCUGAUUGGCAUUUCCUAGGCUCUGUGGUUUAACCCACAGCGCCACUUGCGACCCUUUAUAAUUAAAGUAGCAACUAAAAAUGGGACAUCGUAUGUCAAAAAAGUAAUAAGGGGGCCAAUGUUUCCCCAUGCCUGGUCUAACUCUGCCCUUUGGUCUUAUUUUAGCAGCUGGCUGUCACCGACAAGACGAUCAAGAUUGGUGAUGGCAUCCUGGUGAUGGGGAGAGCGCCCCCAGAUGCCAAGAGGUUUGUACUGAUAAAGCAGAAGAAAAAUACAUGGGUUGAAGAGGGAUGGACCCGCAUGGGGUUCUGCUGCUUCCUAUCAAAUGUGAGUUUCGUCUCCAGUAUCUCCUCUGUCUCCAUGACAGGUUUGCCAUCAACCUGGGCCGGGAUCGCCACAACCUCCUCCUCCACUUCAACCCUCGCUUUGAUACACGCGACAUUGUGUGUAACUCCAAGGCAUGUGGAGUGUGGGGUCAGGAGCUGCGAGAGUCGCUGUUCCCUUUCCAGCAGGGAGAAGAAGCCAAGGUGAAUAUGGGGAUACGCCAUUAGCUCAGGGGUGGAGCAUCGACCUCACAAGCAAGAGGUCACAGGUUCAGUCCCUGGAAUUUCCAGGUAGGGCGGGAAAAGUCUCUUGCCUGAAACUCAGGAAAGCCACUGCCAAUCAUUCCAGACCAGUGGUUCCCAAAUAGCUAAGUACAGUGGUACCUCGGGUUAAGUACUCAAUUCGUUCCGGAGGUCUGUUCUUAACCUGAAACUGUUCUUAACCUGAAGCACCACUUUAGCUAAUGGGGCCUCCCGCUGCCGCUGCGCUGCCACCGCACGAUUUCUGUUCUCAUCCUGAAGCAAAGUUCUUAACCUGAAGCACUAUUUCUGGGUCAGCGAAGUCUGUAACCUGAAGCGUAUGUAACCUGAAGCGUACGUAACCUGAGGUACCACUGUACUGCGAACCCUCUAUUUUUCCAAAAGCCAAGCCACAGACUCUCACACUUUUGAAAAUGUUGAUAUUUCUGUGCCACCAUUAGGGCUGGGCGAUAUAUCAAUAAUAUCGUCUGAAACCGGUUUGAAGCCCAUCUCGUGAUAAUCGGUUUAUAGUUUUUGACCUGGCAAUAUAUCGCGAAUCGUGAUGUGUGCUAGGACUGGGCAAUAGAUAUACUGUCCAAAAGCAGUUUCAAGUCCAUAUUGUGAUAAUGGUUUUGUAGUUUUUGAGCUGGCAAUACAUGGUGAAUCGUGAAAUGUGUGUGCGCGCGCUAUGCAAAAAUCACAAUGUGGGGAGUGAAACCAGCCAAUGACUCUACAUAGCUCCAUCCUUAUUUCAGACAUCUUGAUAUAUCGCAAUGUUUAGCUGGUGAUAUAUUGUGAUGUUGCAAAACCAGAAAUCCCUCAGCCCUAGGCACCAACAUGUCUUAGCACAAAACCAGGCUAUGCACCUUCCGGGCCACACUCCUGCACAAGUCACAUGACCAACAUGAGAGCACAGUGCUCAAAAACGGGGUGUUAAUAGGUAUUUGCCAUGGACCUUCUGGGUGGGCUACGUGGAUCCCCAAUUGGGAACCAGUGCUUUAGACAAUACAGUCAUACCUCGGGUUGAAGUUGCUUCAGGUUGAGCGUUUUCGGGUUGCGCUCCGUGGUGACCCGGAAGUAACGGAACGUGUUACUUCCGGGUUUCGUUGCUCGCGCAUGCGCAGACGCUCAAAAUGACGUCACUCGCAUGCGCAGAAGUGGCGAAUCAUGACCUGCGCACAAGCAGACGCAGGUUGCGUUCGCUUCAGGAUGCAAACGGGGCUCCAGAGCGGCUCUCAUUCGUAUCCAGAGGUACCACAGUACUGAGCUUGAUGAUCGAUCAAUGGUCUUAACUCGCUUUAAGGCCGUUUCCUGUGUUCCUUGUAAGGUGAGUUGGAUAAUGUGGUGCUGCCACACUGAAUGCCCUAUUCCUGGUAACCAGAGCCGUCUUUCCUAUAGGGCUUAGUGGUUCGUUGCGCCAGGGCGUCGGCCUCAGGGGUGCCCAGCGAGUGGAGGAGCUGCGCGGCUUUGCCAGCGGCCUCCCCUUCCCCUGCAUGUCCACCAGCUGCACCAUAUAGUCCCCCCCCCCGGCUGGCAGUGCGCAGCUUCACCCCCCCCAUCCAUGGUAAUUUGAGGGCACUGGGUGGAUAUUUGCACCCCGGCGCUGCAUCUGCUAAACACAGCCCUUCUGGUAAUCCCAGAGUGAGCACUGUCCAAAGUGCCUCUGCUGCAAUUUGGGGCCAUUUGCUCCACCAGUUUCCCUCUGCCCUCAGUCAGCUCCCACCUUCUGGCUGGAGAAGAAAGAAUGGACCGCAUUGUACCAAAGGUCUAUCUAGAACUACAACUCCCAUCAACCCCAGCAAACAGCCUGGCUGACACUUGUUGCACUCCAACAAAUUCUGGUGAGCACCAGGUUGGCUAAGUCAUUGGUUUCUCCUUGCUAGAUCUCCAUCUCCUUUGACGCCAGGGCGGUGACGGUGACGAUGCCAGGAAACAAGGAGAUCAAGUUCCCCAACCGGCUCGGGAUGGAUUCUGCACAGUUCUUCUCGGUGGCUGGAGACUUCAAGAUCAAAUCCGUCAAGUUUCUGAACUAUUAUGCUCCCUUUGCAGCUCUGAACUAGCUGGGGGAAAGAAUGUGCAAAUAAAGUCCCGUCUCCCAGAGUUUCUGUUGUUUGAAUGCGAAAUCGGGAACCAUGUCCUCCAAAUUACUUCACCAAUUACCGUAUUUUUCGCUCUAUAAGACGCACCAGACGACAAGGCGCACCUAGUUUUUGGAGGAAGAGAACAAGAAAAAAAAUAUUCUGAAUCUCAGAAGCCAGAACAGCAAGAGGGAUCGCUGCGCAGUGAAAGCAGCAAUCCCUCUUGCUGUUCUGGCUUCUGGGAUAGCUGCGCAGCCUGCAUUCACUCCAUAAGACGCACACACAUUUCCCCUUACUUUUUAGGGGGGGAAAAGUGAGUCUUAUAGAGCAAAAAAUACGGUAGUUAACCAAGGUGUUAACUCAGGGUGCCUCUGGGCUGUCAGUGGUUGCUGGAGGGGACUGAGCUGCACACCAGUGUGGUGUAGUGGUUAAGAGUGGUAGCCUCAUAAUCUGGGGAACCGGGUUUGAUUCCCCGCUCCUCCACAUGCAGCUGCUGGGUGACCUUGGGCCAGUCACACUUCUCUGAAGUCUCUCAGCCCCACUCACCUCACAGAGUGUUUGUUGUGGGGGAGGAAGGGAAAGGAGAAUGUGAGCCGCUUUGAGACUCUUUUGGGUAGUGAUAAAGCGGGAUAUCAAAUCCAAACUCUUCUUCUUCUUUUGGUUUGCACACUUAAAGGGGGUUAAAGUGCUGUGCUGCCCUAGUGCAAAAAAUCCACUUAAACAGAAAUAAAUAAAGCCACAAACUUGCAUUUUGGAAUGUGAUGACAAAAUACCUCCAGGGGUUUGGGUGGAUGAAUGACAAAGGUCGUGUAAACGCCCUGCAAGAACAUCAGGACGAAUGCUCAUUGCUGAACCGUAAAUGAAUCAAAACAAAUGGCCAGCUAUAAUCUAACCUCUCUGUAAUCAGUGUGCAAGCAAAUCAGGAUAUAUACUCAAUAAAUGGUUUAUCUGGAGGGACCCUUAGCAGCCUCUGCCUUUUAGUCCAUUUUAGUGUAUUGUCUAUUAUACAGUGGUAGCUCAGGUUAAGUACUUAAUUCGUUCCAGAGAUCCGUUCUUAACCUGAAACUGUUCUUAACCUGAAGCACCACUUUAGCUAAUGGGGCCUCCUGCUGCCGCCGUGCCACUGGAGCCCAAUUUCUGUUUUUUUCCUUUUUUUUUGGAAAAGUUUUUAUUAUUAAAAUAAUUCAGCAUUAAUACACACAUAUUGCAAAUAUACAAACAUACAUUUCAUACAAUCCUUAAAAAUGUUCAAACAUACCUACACUCAAUCCCACAGAUAAUUCCUUCUGGAGGUCUGUUCUUAACCUGAAACUGUUCUUAACCUGAAGCACCACUUUAGCUAAUGGGGCCUCCUGCUGCCGCCGCGCCGCUGGAGCCCAAUUUCUGUUCUUAUCCUGAAGCAAAGUUCUUAACCCGAGGUACUAUUUCUGGGUUAGCGGAGUGUGUAACCUGAAGCGUAUGUAACCCGAGGUACCUCUGUAUAAUGCCAGAUAUUCCUCCCAAGAGCUCAAGCUGUCUCUCCCCAUUCUAUCCUAACAGCAGCCCUGAGAGAUGGUGACUGGUCCAAGGCUCUUGAGUUUCAUGGCUGAGUGGAGAUUCAAACCCAGUCUCCUAGGUCCUAGUUCAGCACUCUUACUACACCACACUGAAAGAGUCAGCAACUUGCAGAGAUGAUGAUUAUUAUUAUUUCUACCCUGCCCACCUGGAUGGGUUUCCCCAGCCACUCUGAGCGGCUUUCAACAGAACAUUAAAAACAGAAUAAAACUUCAAACAUUAAAAACUUCCCUAAACAGAUGUAGCCAUACGAGGGAGCAAUCCUAACUAUGGGAAGCCAGCGCAAUUUAUCCCGGUUUAGGUGAAGCUGGUGUAAAGCACGCCUGACCCAAAUCUGUUCAGGAGCAGUGUUCCUGCCAGCUGAGCCAUCGUGAGUCUGGCAGAGGGAAAGGUAAAGGUAAAGGUAAAGGGACCCCUGGCCAUUAGGUCCAGUCGUGACCGACUCUGGGGUUGCGGCGCUCAUCUCGCUUUACUGGCCGAGGGAGCCGGCGUACAGCUUCUGGGUCAUGUGGCCAGCAUGACUAAGCCGCUUCUGGCGAACCAGAGCAGCCCACGGAAACGCCGUUUACCUUCCCGCUGGAGCGGUACCUAUUUAUCUACUUGCACUUUGAUGUGCUUUCGAACUGCUAGGUUGGCAGGAGCAGGGACCCAGCAACGGGAGCUCAUCCUGUCGCGGGGAUUCGAACCGCCAACCUUCUGAUCGGCAAGUCCUAGGCUCUGUGGUUUAACCCACAGCACCACCAACGUGCCUCUAGAGGCCUCAUUAAUAACAUUUUUGUACAUGUACAAUUCUGGAGUUCAAGGUGCAAGAUGAUAACAGGCCGACCAAUUCUUAUAAUGACAGCAGCUAAGAUUAUCCCCCCCGGGGACAGAGGAAGGUGUUUUGGAAGGCGACGAGAAACACCUGCCCACCGUCUCUGUCAAAUCAGCUUCAAUGCAAAUAGAAGCUGUGGGAGCACAGAGGGGGCCCUUUAAGUUGGCAGGUCUCCAUUAAAAACAUCUUAUUAGCAUCAGUGCAGAUGCAGUUGGGAGUAAUUUGGCUGUUAACGUCUCCCAACUGUGUCUGAGCUAAUGAUCCCUGGGAGGCACCCACAGACUUGCACAGUGUGAAUUCACCAAGGAGGAAUCCACACAAGAGAUUCUUAAUCAUCAUCAUCAUUUUUUAGCGCCUUUAAAAAAUGCUGUGCAGUAAUUGAUGUUUAGCUGUUGUGGCUUUCCCCAAAAGAAUUAGGGACUUUACUUUGAUGAUGGUGUUGUUGAGAGAGUCCCUGUAACAAAGGGAUCAUUUCUUUCUUUCUUUUCUAAAAUUGUUAUUAGAAUUUUCAACAUAACAGUUUAUCAAAAACAUAUCAUCCUCAUUUUUCCCCUUAGUUUUUCCCUCCCCAAGAAACACCCCCUCCCACCCCCAGACUUCCCUCAGGUCCUCUCUCUGGUUUUUCAACAUAUGUUAUUUUCUGCAUAUUGUAAAAUUGUAAAGAUCCUUAAUUUAUCUGUAUAUGUUACCAAUACAGUGGUACCUCAGGUUACAUACGCUUCAGGUUACACACGCUUCAGGUUACAGACUCUGCUAACCCAGAAAUAGUGCUUCAGGUUAAGAACUUUGCUUCAGGAUAAGAACAGAAAUCGUGCUCCGGUGGCGCGGCGGCAGCAGGAGGCCCCAUUAGCUAAAGUGGUGCUUCAGGUUAAGAACAGUUUCAGGUUAAGUACGGACCUCUGGAACGAGUUAAGUACUUAACCCGAGGUACCACUGUAAUAAAUUUGUGUAUGUUUAUUCAAAACCUGCCAAGGAGUCCAGUUCACUUUGUUGUUUCUUUAAGUACUUUGUAAAAGGUUCCCAUUCUUCUUUAAAGUCACCGUUGUCCUUAUCACGCAGUUUAUGUGUCAGUUUCGCCAAUUCCACAUAAUCCAUCAGUUUCUCUUGCCACAGUUAUUUGGUCGGGAUUUCUUCCUUCUUCCAUCCUUGUGCUAGAGUAAGACUCUUGCCGCCGUUGUCGCGUACAUAAAUAUGUUCUUCAAUUUCCUUGGCAGGACAGAGGGAUCAUUUCUACACCCAAAGAAGAGGAGAAAUCCCCAACGAAAGAUUUUGUUUGGAUACAUUACACAGUAAUUUUGCCCAUGUUUUCACUGGUAAGGUCAAUCACACUUUUAUUUUCUAGGCAUGCAUGGGGAAUUCAGAGAGAGGGGGAGAUAUAUGGCUUAAAGUCUUAACAGAUUAAAACAAGGUUUAUUUGUCUGAAGGUUUAAUUUCGGCCUCCGAAUAAAGUUGUAAGAACAUAAUAAUUGCUCUGCUGCUAAAGUAGCUCACUUUCUUUCAGGCUUUACAUUUGGUCACUACAGGUGUACGUUAUAUCUGCAAGGUAUUUGCCAAAUUCCAACAAGCACGACAACAAUGUGCUAUACAUUUAAAGCAGUAUCAUACCUCUUUAUACUUCCAUGGCUUCCCCCAAAGGAUCCUGAGAACUGUAGUUCGUUAAGGAUAAUGAGAGAUGCAUGGAGACCCCAUUCCCUUCGGAGCAACGAUUCGCAGAUAUCCUGAGGGAUUGACUGUUAAAUCACGCAGAGAAUUGAGGCUCUGAGAGAUCAUUCUAGUAGCAGCUGCCCAGAGCAAUCCUAUAUACUUAUUUACCUGGGUGUAAUUUACCUGGAUCCAAUGGGACUUAACAUCUGAGUAGAUGUGUGAGGUUGUUCUGUGACAGACUCAAAAACAGUGACAGACUCAAAAACAUUGCUUGGACAUUUUGUGGGUGGUGAUGCCCUGAUCUUCCAUCAGCAUGGCCAACAGCCAGAGAUGAUGGGAAUUGAGAGCCAGUGUGGUGUAGUGGUUAAGAGUGGUAGUCUCCUAAUCUGGGGAACCGGGUUCGCGUCUCCGCUCUUCCACAUGCAGCUGCUGGGUGACCUUGGGCCAGUCACACUUCUUUGAAGUCUCUCAGCCCCACUCACCUCACACAGUGUUUGUUGUGGGGGAGGAAGGGAAAGGAGAAUGUUAGCUGCUUUGAGACUCCUGAAGGGGAGUGAAAGGCGGGAUAUCAAAUCCAAACUCCUCUUCUUCUUCUUCUUCUUCUUCUUCUUCUUCUUCUUCUUGUAGUUCAACACUUUCUCUAUGUCAAGCGUCAGCAGACUUUUUCAGCAGGGGGCUGGUCCACUGUCCCUCAGACCUUGUGGGGGGCCAGACUAUAUUUUUGGGAGGGAAAAAAAGAACGAAUUCCUAUGCCCCACAAAUAACCCAGAGAUGCGUUUAAAAUAAAAGGACACAUUCUGCUCAUGUAAAAACACCAGGCAGACCCACAAAAUAACCCAGAGAUGCAUUUCAAAUAAAAGCACACAUUCUACUCAUGUAAAAAUACGCUGAUUCCCAGACCAUCCGCAGGCCAGAUUUAGAAGGCGAUUGGGCCAGAUCCGGCCCCCGGGCCUUAGUUUGCCUACCCAUGCUCUAUGUCAGUGAUGGCCAAACUUGGCCCUCCAGCUGUUUUGGGACUACAAUUCCCAUCAUCCCUGACCACUGGUCCUGUUAGCUAGGGAUGAUGGGAGUUGUAGUCCCAAGACAACUGGAGGGCCAAGUUUGGCCAUCACUGCUCUAUGUUCAUAAUGCUGGGACCUGACUAAAAUUAUGGGUUCCUCACAUGGAGUCAGGAAUGCAAAGGACAUCGAAUGUACCGAGAGAGACACAAGUCACGUCACUUAGCAAUUUGGUUAAUGAUUGGAGAGACUCCAAUUUCCAUUGGCCAUUCUCUUCCUCUCUGAUUGAUUGGUCCUUACAGGCUUGUUUCUGAUUGGCAGGAAGAGGGCCACACCUCCUCUUGGCCACUAUUUAAAGCUCAGGCAGAAAAAGGAAGACUUGCUUGCUUUUGUGUUUGUCAGCAGCUGAGUCAUCAAACCUUCACAAUGGAGACUGUAAGUUGUCCGGAGGGAGUGGGCUAUGAGAGUAUGAGAGGAGUUUAUUUUGUUCUUUAAUGUUAGAUAGGGUCAGCUGGUAAGCAUUUUAGCUUACUGUUUAAUCUUCUUAAGUACGGAAGUCAGCCCGGUAGAAUAGAUGGAGGCUUAUUUCUAAGUGGAGCUGAGAGAUUGCAGCCUUAAUGAGUCGGGGAACAGAGGUUGGCGGCUCUGAGUCAAUAAUAGUUUUCUGCGGCUCAUUGUGGCAUGCCCAUAUCUAAGGAUUCUUGAAUGUUGCUCUAGCAAAACCUUCUUAAAACCGUUCUCCCCAAAAGCUCCGCUGCUGGACAGAAUGCAAAAGGAACUAGCAAUCCAAUCCAAUCCAUUCUGUCUGGGUCUGCGAGGUUGCAAAUCCUAUUGUGCUUCUGUGUACUUCUGGGUGUAAACGUGGGGUUAGAAUUGCAGCCAGUGGUGAUAGUUUCCUAGUUCCUUGUCGUAUGGGUCAAGGUGGAUGAACUGUUCAUAGCUGCAGCAGUCCCUUCUGAAUGAAGGCUAGUAUUGCCUAGUACUUCGAGCUCAAAGAACUGCCCUGGCCCUACCGUUUAGGCCAGGUGACAUUCCAGCCUCAGGCAGUUGACGCUGGGCGUUGUGAAAGGGUAGCAAAUUCGCGGCAUCUAACUUCCCGUAUCUCCUUACUGCUAGAAAAAGGAAAGGUUCCUGUAAAUUGUUAGAGGUGGCCGGCUGUGCGUAAUUUGCUUUGGGCAACAAAAUGUAUCUUUCACCGUCUUUCCUGUUUUUGCUCGGUAGAGCGUGAGACUCUUAAUCUCGGGGUCACUGGUGGAUGAAAAAUUCUUGCAUUGCAGGGGUUGGACUAGAUGACAUUCAUGGUCCCUUCCAACUCUACAGUUAUGUUUAUCCAUGAGUUGAUUAUGAACAGAAGGAGUCAAGGCUACGGCAGUUACUCAUGCCUUCAGAGUAGCUAUUUGCUGAUAUAAGGGCUGGUAAUAAACUAAUUUAAUUAUUGUGCUGUGCAUGUGACCAGGCAUGCCUUUAGAAAUUAUUCGGCGGUGCAGCUAGAUAUUAAAUUGCUUAAAGCUCUCUGGGCUUCAUUUUCUUAUUGUUUUCCUGUUUAGAUCAUGCCUAUUACUUAAAUUCACUUCAAACUGUAGCAAAGCAACUCUGCUAUGUUUGGGGCCUUCCGGCAUAUUCCACAGAGUGUGGCCCUGAAUCUCUGCCCGAAAGUUUUCCCUGAUGAUGCCACUGGGCUUAUUAGGGGUUGUACAUGUUCGUUGUUGCUCUGCAAGCCAUGAUACUACGUGGAAGACUUGUGGGUAGGAGGAUGCCAGCCAUUGUCUGGUCUGGCCUUGAGGAGGGCAGAGGCCUUGUGGGCAAAACGGAAAGGCAAACGCUUGGCUAUAGCUCCUCAUGAUAACGGACAUUCCUGAAAAAAGACGUCUUUGAUUUUCUUAACCAAAAAAAGAACAUUCCUGUUGGAUUGGGUCAGAGAAACUCAAACAACUCGUCUUGCUCAUUUACUCAUUAACUACAUGGAGAGAGCCUGCAGCUGGCUUCUUGUGAAACGGAAUCGAAAUAGCCAAAUUUUCUCACCUGUACAAACACAUUUGUUAAAGCACUAAUGGUUUUCUGUAAUGUUGUAAACAAAAAUCUGCCCCUUUUUCCCUUAUGGCGUAUCCAAGAGCCCAUAUAGAGUCCUUACGUAGGUUCCCUAUUGGUAGGAGAAAAUAACAGAGGCCAACCAGAGAAUAUUGAGAAGCAAAGCAGCUAGUAAGCUUGAUCUUUAUUGAUCUGUUGCAACAGGGUCCUCAACUCACCACACAAAGGAGGGAGGAGGAACCCAGAACAAUGGCGCGCAAGGCCUUAUAAAGACUUUUGAAAUUGCCAUCCUGUAGAUCAAGACCACCCCCAGAAACAUCAUACAUACAUCACAGAAGGGGUGUAACCUAAGACCACCCCCCAGAUAGAUCAUACCUUCAUCACAGAAAAGGCGGUCUAAAACAGAAAUUUGAAUGUUGUUUUUCUCCUGUCGUUGUUUAUCUCCUGUCUGGCAGGUUACUUGAUUGGAUUGCCUGGGGAGCCUGGCCAUUCUUUUGUAAUGAUAAAUACUUAGUUCCUGGGCCAGGACACAGGCUCACACCCUAUUCAUAUCUUAAAUGUACCCCCCAAGACAGGAUCCGUGAGGAAAGAGACAAUGGGGAGGUUUCCCACUUUGACCUUGCAGAGAAAUCGUUUGCUCAGUUUGGGAAUCAAAUGGUUCCAGGUCGGUCUUCCUGUGCUGAUCUAUGUAUGUGCUUGGUUGGUACGCUUAUGAACAUUACCAUAUAUCUAAGACCUCAAAAUUCCUAUCACAGUGCCUCGCCCCACAUCAUAAUUUUAUUCUGAAGUAAUGAACUCUUUGUGUGACUCCCUUGUCUGACGUGAACUGCAUCUGCAACCAACAUAGUACCCUCCAGCUGUUGGGGACUCCCACUCCCAUCCUCUCUGGCCAUUGACCAUUUUGCUGGGGUCUGAUGGGAGCUGGAGUCCAGCAAGAGCUGGAGGCCACAGGUGAGCUGUCCCGAAAAUGCCUCUCUUCCAGCUAGAUUCCUAGAAUUGCUGGGAAAUGGGGAAGGCUUGUAAUUUCUUGCCCUGUGUCCCUGCUCUGCAUAUGGGAGCAUUCACAAGGAAACCAGCAAUAACAGCUGUGUAACACUUUGUCUGUGAUCAUGUCCAGACCAUAGAUUUAAAUCGCUCAUAUACUUGGUUUCUCCUAAAGAAUAUUGGGAACUGUGGUUUAAGAUUUUAACAACUCUACAGUUCCCAGGAAUCUUUGGGAACAUAGCUGUUUUAAAGUGGUAUGAGUGUUUUAAAUGUAUAAUACAGAUGUGACCUACUUCUCCGGUUGGAUCUCUGGUUCCUUCUCCCUUCCCCUUCCAUGCUUGCAAAAUUACAGUUCCCAGGUUUCCUGGGAAAGGGUGGGGGUGUUCCAAACCUUUUUUUGGGGGGGUGGGCACCAGUCAUAACAUGGCUGUUGUCGUGGGGUUGGGAUAAUGCGAAAUGGUGCCUGUGGAAUUGUGGCGCAAUACAAGAUGGCGGUGGCGGUGCAGCAUAGCAUAAUGCAAAAUGGCCGCCACAUCUGAAAGACCAGAAGCAGAACAUAGCUGUCAACGUUUCCCUUUUUUAAAGGGAAAUUCCCUUAUUCCGAAUAGGAUUCCUCGCAUGAAAAGGGAAAAGUUGACAGCUAUGGACCAGAACAUGAUAUGGACAUGUCCCCUCCAUCAAUGGAAAUAAUGGCCACUGCCCCCACUUGCUCACAGCAAGAAGCCUGUUACAUGUCUCCUUCAUUCGGAAUAGGUGGAUAUCUAAUUCUGGAACCCAAUGAGCUGUGGGCAUGUUUAAGGGUUGUGUGUUCAAUAAUAGAGAGGCCAAGCCAGUGGGGGGUGGGGACAAGGAAACAAUACUUCAUUGAUUAGGUGCAGCUGGGCCAUUUGUGGGAACUGCAAAUAUUUGCAGAGUUUCUUCCAAAAGAAAUUGUAGUGGAAAUGGUUCCCCUUUCCAGAUAGGAAUGACCUUGGAGAAGAUGUUACCUGUGUGCAUUCUAAUGCUCUUGUUUCUACCUUUCCUCCAGCAAAUGGUUUUUUCCCACUUGUCAAUCAAGCCCGGUGAAUGCAUCAAAGUGAAGGGGAAAGUGCCACCAGAGGCCAAAAGGUUUGUGUUAUUGAAGGUGGGCUGGUUUAUUUUUGUUGGUGCAAAAAAAACCCAAAAAAACAUAUAGAAAGGAGAAUUCCUGAAUGCCAAGAUCUAAGUUUGGGGCAAGUACUCUGGUGAAUGAACUCCAGCAGAGAUUUAAAGUCACAAAAUAUGCAGCAAAGCAGAGCGUGGAAAUACAGGCUGUAUUUAAAAUAUGCCCCUCCAAAAUGUCCCCCUAAAAAAAUCUUUCCAAAGUUUCUCUCUUCCCCCUGCAUAAGAAAAGACCACAUGUUUGGUAUGUUAUAAAUGGUUUACUUACAAACUCUCCAAAGGUCAGAUUCAUGUGCUUCAGAAAAGUUGCACAGGCAGUAAAACCUAGCUUGGUUACAAAGUGGUGAAAGUGCCUAAAUUAUUGGUAUAUGAACUCAGUCAUGGUUUAUGAGAGCCAUGCUGUUGGAGCAACCAAUACAUUAUUGGAAUGAUCAGGUCAAGAUACAGUACAACCAUAUAUUUUUAAUUAGUAAUCUAACCAGCCACUGAUGCUGAUCACUACUAAAGGAUGCUUAGCUUAACUUUCCUUAAGAAUUAUUAGAUGCUAUUUUUGUGUGCUUUUAUGGGCUCCUCCAGAUGAACUGUUCAUCCUGCUUUUCACAGCUUACGUGAAGCUUAUACAAUGCCUGCUCUUUACUGAGUGUUUGUUCUGACUGUGGAGGCAGAGUAUAGAUUUUUGGGGGAGGUGACAUAGCUUCCCAUUAAUCAUUAUCUGACUCCUCUUAGUACAAGCGAGUUAAACGGUCCCAUGAUCACCACCACCAGUCUGUUAAAGGACUUGAAAGAUGCAGUCAGAUACCUUCAGCAGUGGCUUAGCGUAGGUUGGCAGUGCCCGGGGCCACAUGGAGGGGGUGAGAGGGAGGUAAAUGGAUGUAGUACGCAUGCACAUUCAACUGCUUAAUGGCAUCCGCAUCACCCGGGAGAUAGCAGCUGCAGAGAUAAGAAGAGUUGACUUCCUUUGUCUGCAGAGGUUACUUCCUGGUUCACAUGGAGAAGUUGUUUUCAAUGGAGCCCAGCGACAGAAGCACACAACUGUAUUGAGGCAGCACCGGGUGUUGAAAUUUGCGCCCCGGGUAACUGCCCCCACGCUACACCACUGCCAAACAGGACUUUAGCCAAGUCACAAACCCAGGCUAGGUUCUUGUCAAUCAGCAACAGUAUCCUACUUCCAAUAUCACCAUAACAAUAGAACCGUUAGACUUUGUCUCCGCCAGCUCCUGCUAAUCCACCUUGUGAGUGUUGGUCUCAUGUGGUCCUCCCCUCUUUCCAGCUUUGCCCUCAACUUGUGCCACGAUGAUUCAGACACGAUCCUCCACUUCAAUCCUCGCUUUGAUAGUCACGGAGACGUCAACACCAUUGUGUGCAACUCAAAGACGAAUGGUCAGUGGGACUCGGAGCUGCGGGAGUCGGUGUUCCCCUUCCAGCAGGGAGAAGACACCAAGGUGAGCAGGAAUAGCCUCAGCACCGCCAGAACUUCAAGGAGAGGCAGUGGUCAUUCCUGGAUUGGGGGGCUCCUUGGGCACUGGGAACUUCUAAAUAAGUUGGAUUUUUGGUCCAUCUCUCUCAGCACUGCCUUUGCUACCUGGCAUUGACUCUCCUGGUAUUAAGUAGUGAGUGGACAUAGCAGACGACAGAGAUUUCUCCCAAGUAGUUCUUUAUAAGUAAACUGGAACUGAACUGAACUGCAAACAGCUCAGCCGGCCUGCUUUUAUAGGCAGCCGACUGUCAACAUCAUAACGACACAGGGUUUCCCGCCUAAAUUAACUGACGUGGACCUGAGAGAAAACUAUAUACACAAUACGCCCUGGUGGCCGGGGUGAGAACUUCAAUACAUAACACCUGGGUUUCAGGGAGAGGCUACCUGAAGAUGCUGAAAAAUUGAACCCAGGAUCUUCUGCAUGUGAUAUGGUUGCUCUUUCCCCUGGGCUAUAGCAUUCUCAGAGGGGCUGCUAACCAGAUAGGAAUGUAAUGAAUUAAUUCUCUUGUGCUACUUCUGCCUUUCUGAGGGGGUUCUGAAGUGAAGUAUGAUCAUUUGUGGUGAAUCUCUCUCUCAAUUUCGGCACAUAAUUUCUUAUAAUAAUUUAUUAUUUAUACCCUGCCCAUCUGGCUGGGCUUACCCAGCCACUCUGGGCGGCUUCCAACAAAAGAUUAAAAAUACAUUAAAACAUCAGUCAUUAAAAACUUCCCUAAACAGGGCUGCCUUCAGAUGUCUUCUAAAAGUCAGAUAGUUGUUGUUCUUUGACAUCUGAUGGGAGGGCGUUCCACAGGGUGGGUGCCACUACCGAGAAGGCCCUCUGCCUGGUUCCCUGUAACUUGGCUUCUUUCAGUAAGGGAACAGCCAGAAGACCCUCGGAGCUGGACCUCAGUGUCCGGGCUGAACGAUGGGGGUGGAGAUGCUCCUUGAGGUAUACCAGACCAAGGCUGUUUAGGGCUUUAAAGGUCAGCACCAACACUUUGAAUUGUGCUUGGAAACAUACUGGGAGCCAGUGUAGGUCUUUCAAGACCGGUGUUAUGUGGUCUCAGCAGCUGCUCCCAGUCACCAGUCUAGCUGCCACAUUCUGGAUUAGUUGUAGUUGUUGUUUCUGGGUCACCUUAAAAGGUAGCCCCACAUAGAGCCCAUUGCAGUAGCCCAAGCGAGAGAUAACCAGAGCAUGCACCACUCUGGUGAGACAGUCCGUGGGCAGGUAGGGUCUCAGCCUGCGUACCAGAUGGAGCUGGUAGACAGCUGCCCUGGACACAGAAUUGACCUGCGCCUCCAUGGACAGCUGUGAGUCCAAAAUGACUCCCAGACUGUGCACCUGGUCCUUCAGGGGCACAGUAACCCCAUUCAGGACCAGGGCGUCCUCCACACCUGCCCUCCUCCUGCCCCCCCCAAGAAGACAGUACUUCUGUCUUGUUAGGAUUCAACCUCAAUCUGUUAGCCGCCAUCCAUCCUCCAACUGCCUCCAGACACCCCCUGCAAUGCAGGCAUCUCAACACAUGGUUUCCCAUCUAAUUUGAAACCAUAGCAGACCCUGCUUAGCUUUUCAAACGUUCUAGCAAUUUUAUUGCUGCACCACUAGAGGGAGAGAAAGGAUAGGUGUGUUUUGGUAUGAAAAGCAUCAAUUAGCUGGGGUUUUUUCGUUAAAAAAGAGGGCUGCAUCCAUGUCCUGUUUACAGUAGACCCCUUGAAAUGAAUGAGCUCAAUUUUUCCAUGCCUAUUAAUUCAGGGGGCCUACCCUAAGUAGAACUGGCAUUGGCUACAACUCUGAAUUUCUCUCCCCAACCUUAAUUUCUACAGCCAAAUGAUGAGUGUCAUGGUUUCAGGUUGAACUGCCCUAACAGAACCCCCCAAACAAAAUUGGUCAGGAGGUGUAAUUGCAAGGGUGAUAGUAGUUUGUAUUUCCCUCCCUCCCUCCAUUAAUCCACUCCUGUUUGGGUCAUAAAUCUCUUGGAAGCAUCUAAUUGCCUCUUUCCAAGGAACAACCCAUGAACCUAACUCCUUGACUCCUCUUCUUCCCAGAUCUGUUUGUCCUUUGAUUACGAGGCAGUGACUGUGAAGAUCAAUGGAGACCAGGAAGUCAAGUUCCCUAAUCGGCUUGGGGCGAAUUCUGCAAAAAUAUUCUCAGUGGAGGGAGACAUUGCGAUCAGAAGUGUCAAGUUUGACUGAAGUUCAGCCAUGUCUUAUUUUGUAUGUCUAUAGAAGGAAAAACAGAAAAUAAAAUGUGUUGCUUGACCUUGUCUGCCUUGCCAUUUUCCUGGGGAUUCCUUGUUGUUGUUUAGUCGUUCAGUCAUGUCCGACUCUUUGUGACCCCAUGGACCAGAGCACGCCAGGCACUC
Podarcis lilfordi (Lilford's wall lizard) is the source of this 19163-nucleotide messenger RNA. The record is from the annotation of a GenBank genome assembly. NCBI's taxonomy places the organism in Eukaryota, Metazoa, Chordata, Lepidosauria, Squamata, Lacertidae.